AUGAUUUAUAGUUGUUGGAAUGUUAGAGGCCUAAGAGGGGAUGGGAAGUUAAGUAUGGUGAAAGAGUUGAAGAAAAAGUAUAGAUUAAAUAUGCCAGGUUUGAUUGAAACUAAGAGGGAGGUAAUGACUAAGUUUGAUGUAGUACGUUUGUGGGGUUGUGACACAGUGGGUUGGGACUAUGUAGAAUCAGUAGGUGCGUCUGGUGGCUUAUUAUUAAUGUGGGACGAUUUGUUGUUUAAACAGUCGAACUGUUAUAAAGGUGAUGGUUGGCUAUGCAUUGAAGGUUUGUUGACAAAAAAUAACUUGAACUGUGCAUUCUGCUUGGUGUAUGGAGCACAUACGCGAAGGGAGAAACUGAUAAUGUGGGAGGAGUUAAGCUACAUUGUGGGCUUAUGUCAAGUUCCGUUUUGUUUCAUGGGGGACUUUAACGAGAUACUAAGGUUAGAGGAAAGGAAAGGCGCUGUUAGUUUGCCGACUACGGCGGAAGAUUUUAAGGGAUGGGUGCAAGAUUCACAGUUAGUGGAUUUACCAUUAACUGAUCGGCAGUUCACAUGGAUUCGAGGUCGUUCUUGUAGCCGCAUUGAUAGGAUUCUUGUCAGUAUAGAGUGGCUUGAGGAGUUUCCAGAUACUCGAUUGAAAGGGGGACCAAGAGGUCUAUCAGAUCAUUACCCGCUGAUUCUAGAAGAUACAAGACUAAAUGCGGGUCCUAGACCUUUUCGAAGCUUGGAUUCCUGGUUUACACAUGAAGGGUUUCUGAGGAUGGUGAAGGAUGAGUGGCAGAAUUUGAGUGAGGCUCAUUUCACUAAUAAGCUGCAGGCCUUGAUGAUAUCGCUGAGGAGAUGGCAUAAGGACAAUUUUGGUGGGAUGGAUGACAGGAUAAAGAAAUUUUAA
Messenger RNA from Arachis ipaensis, 891 nucleotides. RefSeq lists its product as uncharacterized. Lineage: Eukaryota; Viridiplantae; Streptophyta; Magnoliopsida; Fabales; Fabaceae. The record is from RefSeq and is a predicted model, not a curated record. Gene Ontology annotation, molecular function: catalytic activity.